Adineta steineri is the source of this 504-nucleotide messenger RNA. The record is from the annotation of a GenBank genome assembly. Lineage: Eukaryota; Metazoa; Rotifera; Eurotatoria; Adinetida; Adinetidae.
AUGAGUCAAUCGAUCUCUCCAAUAGUCAUGGGUGUAUUAUUCAGUACAUAUUUUCUAACAAUUCAAACAAUUGAAUACAGUCUAUCAACUUAUGUUCUCAAUGAAAAACAACAUGAACUUUAUCAAGAUUAUGUAUUAUUCAAAGUCAAUGCACCGAUAUGGAAAUGGUGGAAUUUAUUUACACUGAUAACAAUUCCGUUAGCAAUUUGGGCUGCUCUAGGUGAUUUAUGGAAAAUAUUUACAACGAAAGCUCCAAUUAAACAACAUUUAACAAGUAUUAUCAGAGCUAUCCAAUUGUUUAGUACUUUAUUUAUUUCAUUUGCACGUGCAGUACCUUUAGAAGGUAAAUUAGCUGAAAUACCAUCAAAAGGAAUUCUGGUGGAAUUAAAUUACUAUCAAUGGUUUCUUUUUCUGUUAAAUAUUCUUGGAUUUGUUAUAACAAUUAUUCAAUGUAAACAAGCACAAAAUGCUGAAUCGAUUAAUGCGAGAAAGAAAAAAGAAUAA